Amoebophrya sp. A25 is the source of this 2277-nucleotide messenger RNA. The record is from the annotation of a GenBank genome assembly. NCBI's taxonomy places the organism in Eukaryota, Dinophyceae, Syndiniales, Amoebophryaceae.
CGACCGUAAAACAAUAUCAACGUAUGUGAAUCAUGUUUUUUUACUGCAAAUUAAUAUGCUUCGAUAAUUUAUUACAUACAAGGAAAAGCAGAAGACUAUUAGUUGCAUCUACUAGACUUCUACUUAAUAUUUUAUCCACUGCUUCUACUCGGUUUUGUUCUCUCGACUUUCAAGAUCAAGAUGGCGCCUGCUUCCAAAAAAGGAAAUGGAGAAGCACAAGCUUCCUCCAAGAUUUUCCAGCGUAAUCUACUUCACCUGCGAACGGAACAACUUCUGGACAGGCUCAAAGUAGACGCAGACGGAACAGUUGAAACCACACUGCGCAACAUCUACGGACACAUCAAAGGGGCCCCCGAGGCUGUUGGAGGCGACAAUGGAAAGGAGGGAACUUGUACUAAGAACGGUAAAAAAGGAGCUGCUGUACACCCAGCACUAUCUCUCUCAGCGAAAGAUGCAGUAGCACGAGCAGGACAUACUGAAUUGCGGCUUUUUAACUACAGUCCGGCAUCUUCGCCAUCUUCAGCUGUUUUUGUCCCACCAACGCGGAUUGAGGUUGUUGGCUCUUUCCUCUUGAAAACGAUGACGACGCGCACCGUAGAUCUCGCAGUGUACAUGCCGGAUAGCAUGUUUCAAGCGAAAGAUCACGUCAACUACAAAUAUGGUACUUGGACUUCCUUGUGUUGGUUGUAGUUACUCCUUGCUGUUCAAUGACGAAUACUAGCCUCCAGCUUCUUUUCGAUUCACUUGCAGGUGAUCCACCUGGUCAGCUUUAUAUCCUCUUGUUUAAGUCACAGUCAGCUAAGUAUUUUUUACAAUGUACACUUAAAGCUAUUAUUGCUUAUAUACUUUUCCAACACAACCUACGACAGCCGACAAGCGCACCGCAUAUACUGCUGUGUUGAGUGAGCAUUUGCGCCAAAAGGGUUUCAAAUGCGAUGUAGAGUUCAUCGAUGGAAAUGCGUUUAGGCCUGCUUUGGUGUACAACGUUGCUAGAAAUGCUGGCGAAGAAGAUGGCGAUGGGGCGGAUGUGAGUUCCUGGAAGAUUCGCAUUCUAGUAUGCCUCUCUGGCGAGCAGGGCUCAGCAAUUACGGAAACAAAGCUUCAGCUGUGGAAGAACGCACUCAGACGCGGUACUGGUAAAGAUGGUUCCAACAUACAAGAAGAAGAAGAGCAGCAGGAGCUGCCAGCCUCCCCUUUCUACAACGCUGCUAUCCUCGAAGAUUUGUAUGCCAGUCGAGUGUUGCAACUGCAGCACCAAGCGAUGGAGCGACAGGAAGCUUUAAGACCAGCGAUUUUGCUCCUGAAAAGAUGGGCAGCGUGUAGGUUCUUAGAAGCCUCAUUGAAUUGCCCACUCUCCCUGUUAGCCUGCUACGUUGCGGGAACAACCCCGUCCGCGAGGGACCCUAUGCAAUUGUUCAAAGCGACAUUGAAUUUUGUGGUGAGAGGAUAUGGGCAUUUGUUCGACAGCACCGCUGUUGCAGAUAGUGUAUCAGCGAUCACAAAGUACCAUUUUGAAGGAUCAGGGGGAUGCUUGCAGCAAAUAUACAGCAAAACGAAUAACGGUGCUAAAAGUAAAGCUUCUUCCAGCCUUGAUGGAGAAAAUAACGAUGAAGAAGAGGAACCAGUUACAUCAUCCACUACCACUUCCACAUCAAAAGCCACUAUCAAAGAGACAGAAACGGAGAAGGGGAUGCGCUCAGUUCAUGUGGAGCCACUCAACCUGUUCGUUGGUGAACUCAAUGUUUUCCAGAAAUUUGCUGCCGCGACCCUAGAGGAACUUGCUUGGGAAGCCAAACUUACCUUGAAGAUUCUAGACACAGAACAUCAGGGCGUCUUUGACCAGGUUUUUGGGUCUUUUCAACAUCCAGACCUUCACUGGGAUCAAGCGGUUGAGAUAGAUCUGAGCACCAAAGGAGUGGAACAAGCGGCGUUCUGCAGUCUCUGGUCCGAUGGUAAGGGACCACGACCAUCCUCAUACUUCGAUCAAGUAGAAAUGAGAGAUGAAGAACAAGAAGACCACUUGGCCGCAUGCUACAAUAACAUGAAGACCCCUACGAUAACUACGCUGAGCAACAAAAAGUUGAACAAGAAGCGAAAGCAAGCGGCACAAGUAGCCGAGGAGGAGAAGAGAGCAGCAAAGAAACAAAGGAUGAACGAUGCGUCCGUGAGCAGUUGUAGUUCUGCCAUGAAGUUUUCGCAACAUGCAUCGUCUUCCUAUUUCCGCAUCGUUGAGAAGGACUCUCCAGCAACUGACGCUCCAUGGUCCGUCGUAGCCGU